AUGCCUUCUGAUGAAUCAUCUGCUCUCCCAGAAACAACUUCAAAGGAACGAGCUGCCCUAGGCCGGUACCUAUUUGACCAACUGUGUCAACAUUUCCAUCCUAGGACACUGCCUCAUACAACUAAUGUUUUCGAUGAUGCCAUCACUGCAUAUAUCAUGACGAGUAUUCCUCCAAGUGAACAGUCUGUGGAGUCAAGUCUUCAUUAUUGGCUAGCAUUUCUGAAGUUUAUCGUGCAAGACCUUCAGUUACACAAGGAUUCACCUAAGUUGAGCGAGGAUGACCGCGAAGAGAGACGAAGACAUGUAGCACUAUCAUUCAACGAACGACCGUAUAUUCCGGAUCAAGAAUGCCAGCUUCUUCUCAUACCGGCCCCUGACUCAGUUUGGGCGAAUCUUGGACCAUUGGUGCCCACCGCAGGUACUCUCAUAAACGGUAUAACGCUCGGUUAUCGAGUCAUGAGCCUAGAUAUGAUUGGUAUCUAUCUACCUCUCUCAAAAAUACUGGGAGAGAUUCUUGAACAUCGCUUUCUUUGUGAACAUCCGACAUUCAAUACGAAAGGAAGUUUCCUUGGUGAAAUCAAGGCAAAUAUUUUACACAAUCUAGCGCAGUGGUUCGACUCCUUUACUCUGCUGGUUGGACAAGACUUUCCAGCAAUCGCAGACCCAGAGUGUGACUUGACUCCGCCACCGAACAUCCCCCGAGUUGCAUACUACGGUUUACACAUGUAUCAUUGCAUGUUCAUACUUCUACAUGGCCCAAUGGAUAUAGUUCGAAUGUACAAAGAUCAUGAGUGGCAAGCUUCGCUUGAUUUUCUCACGGCAGGAGAACAUGCUGCUGCUUGUGCAAACGUAUUUACCCCCGAAGCACUGCUCCACGCUAUUUCACAUAUGUACACACGCUUACCACUGUCUUGGUUUCAGGUUGCACGUUAUAUCUUACUGGUUGAUCCGAGACUAUGCCUAAUGUAUAGGUUCUUUGGAACAUACUUUCUCCAAUCGACUUUUAUCUUUCUCAUUCUCGCCCAAAAGCUUGGCCGCCAAUCCGACAAAUUGAUCAUGCGCAACUGUGCAAUCAAUCUGGAAGUUUUGGACAAGUUUGUGGCCAUAACAAAUAUGGACUACCAACACACUUUUGCGAAAUUUAUUCGACGCGCUCUUUCCUAUAACAUGGGGAAUGUCACCCCCGAGAACGAGAUGCAGAUCAACAAUCUAUUAUUCCAGCCAUUGGACGCCGAGAUUCUUCCUUAUCGUUGGAUUCCGGGGCAUAGGGGCUUGCAAAUUGGUCCAGCACGCAAGAAUUUAGAUGACAGUUGA
Messenger RNA from Penicillium angulare, 1314 nucleotides. Its product is annotated as fungal specific transcription factor domain-containing protein. The coding region runs from base 1 to 1314 and encodes 437 amino acids. NCBI's taxonomy places the organism in Eukaryota, Fungi, Ascomycota, Eurotiomycetes, Eurotiales, Aspergillaceae. The transcript is spliced from 3 exons. The record is from RefSeq and is a predicted model, not a curated record.